Molecule: messenger RNA, 332 nt
Organism: Schistosoma spindalis
Lineage: Eukaryota; Metazoa; Platyhelminthes; Trematoda; Strigeidida; Schistosomatidae
Source: the annotation of a GenBank genome assembly
AUGACAUCUAAUUGUGUACGACGAGUUCUUUUACCAAUUGACGGUAGUGAACAUAGUAAAAGAGCAGUGAAUUGGUAUUUGACAGAAUUUAGUAGACCAGGUGAUUUUGCUUAUUUUUUUCAUGUGGUUGAAGCACAUUAUUCCAAGUCUACUGCAAAUGAAACACAUGAUCAUGCAAAAGAGUUAAAUAUUAAUUUGGAUAAAAAUAUUAAAAUGUAUUCAGAAUUAGGUAAAAUACUUGGUGAUAAAUUACAUGAUGAUUUGAAAAACAGUCGUAUUCAAAUGGAAUAUGUUAUGCAAAUUGGAAGUAAACCAGGUGAGCUAAUAAUUGA